ACCAUUCCUUCUCUUUCCGCUCUCUUCCCGCCCAAUCGUUUUCUUUCUUUAUUUACACACCCUCUCCCCCAACGCCAUUGUUCACCUUCUCCGAGCUCCCGCUAAUGGCCCGUGUCGUCGAGCUCGACGAGGAGAUCGAGCGUGACGUCGAUGGCGUCGGCGAUGUCCUCUUCUCUCGCCUUGGAGAACCCGUUCCCCUCACUUUCCCUCCUUCCCCUUUCGAUCUCUCCGAUCCCCCUCGCAACCCCAUCGCCAUCUCCUUUUCAGCCCGCCUCCUCUUCGUGGCCAGCUCGCAAGGGUUUAUGGUAGCGGAGACGCCGGAGGUGAUUCGGAUGGCGAAGGAGAUUAAGGAGAAGGGGGAGGGUCCUAGUGUUCUGGAUUCGUGUUUCUUGGAUGUGAAGAUUGGGAAAGUUUCGAUCUUGGCGCUGUCUGUUGAUUCUUUAUGGUUGGCUGCGGUUGUCGGUUGUGAUGUUAAGUUCUACUCUGUUGAAAAUCUAAGAAAUAAGGAGUCAACAUUUUCUUUUCUCUGUUCGAUCAAAUCUGGUGUUGUCAAAGACUUCUUGUGGCAGAAGAACACUGGGAAUGCAUUUGCUAUUCUCUCAAGUGAUGGCUCACUUCAACUUGGGCAACUUCAAGCUCCGCUUAAGGACGUAAUGAACAACAUUGAUGCUGUUGAUUGGAGUGAAAAUGGUGCUUUUAUUGCUGUUGCAAGGAAGAAUACACUAAGUAUUUGGUCUCUUGAUAUGAAGGAACAAUGCCAAAUGAAGUUAUUGUUCCAGUCAUGGUCUGAUGCCACUGAUUCAGAAUGCUCCAUAAAAGUGGAUUCUAUUACUUGGUUGCGCAACAAUAGUAUAGUCAUUGGUUGUGUUCGGGUGUAUGAAGAUGGUAAGGAAGAAGGUUACCUAGUUCAAGUUGUUGCUGUUGGGGAGCUUGAAUUUUCUGAGAGAUCUAGCAAGCCUGUUGUUUUUUCAUUUCCUGACUUGUUUGAAGAUACUUCUGAUGACAUUUUGCCUUCUGGUUGUGGUCCAUAUCUUUUUGCGAGCUAUUUGAAACACUUGGGCCUGAUGCUAGCGUCAUUCAAAAAGGCUAUUGGUGCGCAUCUUUUGCUGCUACGCUGGUCCCUAGAUGGUGACAGAAGAGAAGCGGUAUCUUUGGAGUAUGAAAAUGAAAUUUAUACUCCUAGGAUUGAUCUUCAAGAAAAUGGCAAUGACAAUUUGAUAUUAGGGUUUGUUGUUGACCAAACUCCUUCAAAUGAGAAAGUUAGAGUAAAAAUUGAAGCUGAAUUUAAAGAAGUUUUCCCAAACUGUACUCUUUGGUGUCUCACUUCUGAAGGGAAGCUUAUACUGUUUCAUAUCUUGAGGACUUCAGAUGAUUCUUAUACACCUGACACCAGCUCAUCUGAAGAUUAUAAAAGUGUCACAGAGAGGACUUCUGCAGCCAUUUCCUUAAAGCAUCAAUGGCCUGCAGUCACAUUGGGUCCGUUGGGAUUGAAUGAUAGUGCUAAAGUUAAAGAGUCAGAACCUCUUCAAAGAUUGGAAAAAGUUAGCCAUGCUAAUGACAUAGUUCUUACUGGAAAGGAAGUUGAAGGCAGCUCCAAUUCAAAUGCUCGACUGUCUCCUGUUCAAACACUAAACGCGGAAAAGUUGCCUGUGGUGUCUUCUCGCAUGCAGGAUCCUGGGUUAACGCUUUCAAUUAGUGCUAAGACCUCUAUCCAAGAGCUUAGUUCAUGUCCUCCUGGGCAGACUGUGAGCACCACUUUGCCAGUAGGAAACCUGUCAAAUGAAGCAUUUACUACCAUGCAAGUAGGCACUAGAGUUUUGGGUCAAAAUGUUGAAAAGGAAUUAGCUGGUUCAACUGGUAGCCAAGGAGCCUCAUUUGGGUCUCAAUCCACUGGAAAAUUGGGUUUUACAAAUAACUUUAGUGCAAAAUCUUCAUCUGCUCUUGAUAGAUCUGUUCUGGGGGGCAAUACUCAUAGUGCUAAAAUUGGGUCAGAAAAUAAAUUACCGUCUUCUCAGCAUGGCCCUAUUUCUGAUGAUAGUCUGCCUGGUAGAAAGCCUUUUAGUUGGAAAGUAUCCAGUUCAUCGCCACCGCCACCAGUGUUUUCUGAGAAUAAAGCCAUCCAGAGUGAAGGAUCUAAAAGCUUUUUGGUCAAGAAAGGAAGCCCUGAACCUUUGCCUGUUAUGCAUAAACCAUUGCCAAUUAUGCCGCAAAGUUCAAUGCCGGGGAAGUCUCUCAAUUUUAAGACACAGCCUUCUCUCAGUAACUCUAGAAAUCCCAGGUGUCCUUGGAUGGCGGAACCUGAACCUGAGUUGUCUAAGCAAUUUUAUAAUGGGAAAGAUAUGGCUAAUGAACUUGAUAAGCUCUUGUCAUUCAUAGAACGAGAAGGUGGAUUUAGGGAUGCUUGCACUAUUUCUCAGGAGAGCUUACUUUCAACACUGGGGGAUGGUUUGAAAAAUCUUUCCAUAAAGUCCCAGGUGCACAAGAACAAAAUAGAGAAGCAGCUUCUGGAGAUUCAACAACUACAAAAUAAGAUGCUUCAGGGUAUGACUGAUACUGCAUUAAAGUUUUCCUGGCAUGCAUAG
Dioscorea cayenensis subsp. rotundata (Guinea yam) is the source of this 2582-nucleotide messenger RNA. Its product is annotated as nuclear pore complex protein NUP214-like. The coding region runs from base 105 to 2582 and encodes 825 amino acids. NCBI's taxonomy places the organism in Eukaryota, Viridiplantae, Streptophyta, Magnoliopsida, Dioscoreales, Dioscoreaceae. The transcript has 12 exons. The record is from RefSeq and is a predicted model, not a curated record. Gene Ontology annotation, biological process: RNA export from nucleus. Gene Ontology annotation, molecular function: protein binding; structural constituent of nuclear pore.